This is a messenger RNA of Triticum aestivum (bread wheat), 888 nucleotides long. RefSeq lists its product as uncharacterized. The record is from RefSeq and is a predicted model, not a curated record. Bases 1 to 888 code for a protein of 295 amino acids. The transcript has a single exon. NCBI's taxonomy places the organism in Eukaryota, Viridiplantae, Streptophyta, Magnoliopsida, Poales, Poaceae.
AUGCUUCCCAAAAAACAUUUAUCUGGUUUCCAGAAAAGAACAAAGAGGAAAAGAAUAGAUAAGUUUAUUGGAACUCAGAAGGGAGCUAUGCGUAAAUUUGCUGUGAGGAGGGACACUGCUGAUAAUCUUGAUGAAUUAGAUGGCAUUGGUGCUGAAGAACAACAACCUGUUGAGAAUGAGACCACAAUUGAGGAAAACAAUGCCCAUGAGACUCCUAUAAAUUUGAGUGGCCGUGAGAAUCCUACAAGUGUUGAUGAACAAGGAUCUUCUUGUUUUGAUAUCUAUGACCCUAGGAACUGGGACGCUCUUGACAAUAAAGCAAGAGAUAUUCUGAUUGAAAAAGGGCCUACAAGGGAAUACAAUCUUGUAUUCAAAACGGAUAAUAUUGGAAGACAUUUUUCGUAUGCUUACUACUCAAGAAAGCUUAGUAAUGGGGAGGUCAGUGAUCGGAAGUGGUUGGUGUACUCUAAACAUGUGAAUAAAGUUUACUGUUUUUGCUGCAAAUUGUUCAAGUCUGAAAGUAGCAAAAGUUUACUAGCAUCUGAAGGACUAAUGGACUGGAAGCAUCUAAGUGAGAAGCUCAAACUUCAUGAGAAUAGUAUUGAGCAUAUCACUAACAUGAAUACUUGGAAUGAGGUAAGACCGAGGCUAAGUAAAAAUGUGACAAUUGAUAAAGAUAUGCAACAAGAAAUUGCAAAGGAGAAAGAGCGAUGGAGACAAGUUCUGAUUAGAAUUGUUGUUGCAGUGAAGUUUCUUGCCAAGCAUAAUUUGGCUUUUCAAGGAUCAAAUGAGAAACUAUACCAAGUUAGCAAUGGAAACUUUUUGGGAGUAAUUGAAAUGAUAGCAGAAUUUGACCCAGUUAUGCAAGAUCAUCUUAGGCACAUUUAG